AUGACUGAAAGAAGCAGACAAGCAUACUCGGCAACGGUAGCCCAACCUAUCCGAAUCCCAAGAAUUGCAAUUGCUCCACCGUCUGCAACUCUCACUGGAACACAUUAUAUCACUACUCAUGCUUCAACUCUCCCUCGAAGCAAUGAUGUUCUCACUUCACCAACAUAUAUCACUGAUCAUCUUCCAUCUCGUCGUUUAUCGGAAAUCGACAGUCCCUUUUACCUCCCAAAUCUUUUAUCGUCUACAUCAGAGAGACCUCCAAGAGCACAUCUUCCAAUAAGUGGGUAUUCAACUACUCCAUUAAGAAUUCGAACCGACGUGUCUAAUCUUCCAAGAUUCGUGGAUACAGCCACUGAUUACAACACAACAGCCAGAGAUUAUAUAAGAGAACGAGCUAUUACAUCUGCUGAUAAUCGAGAAGAUUUCAUUCGAUUCUCAGAAUAUCCAGCAACUGCAGAAGUCAUUGGAUUGCAACCCCCAAGAAUGAUCACUCCAAAUGGAGGUCUCGAAACAACAAGUGUCAGAUCAAACAAUCCAAUCAUCCCAGAAACACCAGCUGACGUGGAUCGUCUUGCUCUUUUCAAUAAUACUUCACUGGGAUAUCAGAGACUAUGCUACUUCUUCUCAAGAUAUCCAGCUAUUGCAAUGACAAUCAUCUCCACAUGGAUGCUUUGGGGACGUGGAUUGGGAUUGAAUUCAGUGAAUUCAAAUGAGAAUGUAUGCUAUAUUGUUUCAUUCGUUGCUGGAGUUUUCAUUCUUUCCAGUCAAGUUGUGUUGACAACAGCUCAUGGAAAUUCGUACAAAAAACAGUCGAUUUUGUCAAACCUCUACCAUCUCUCAAACACAAUUGGAGUUCUCAUCUCAAUUACAGUCAUUGUAUUCGCUGCAAUUUCCUACCAAAAUGUGAACAGUGUCAACCAUGACACUGAUCAGUGCACGUGGAUGGAUCCUUCACUGGGAGGACUUUUGGAAUAUUAUUGUUUCACUCCAGACGAGAGAAUCGCUUUCUUGUCAAUUCUCUGUGGAGCCGCUGGGCUCAUUAUUAUUGUUUUCACUUUCAGUGGUAUCUAUGGUUGUGUUGGUCAAUCAUUGAUGAAGAAGAAACGACAAGAUGAGUUCAGAGAGUACGCCGCCGCGCACGAAAAUGCCGCUUUCAGAUUCUGA
This is a messenger RNA of Caenorhabditis remanei, 1164 nucleotides long. RefSeq lists its product as uncharacterized. The record is from RefSeq and is a predicted model, not a curated record. Bases 1 to 1164 code for a protein of 387 amino acids. Lineage: Eukaryota; Metazoa; Nematoda; Chromadorea; Rhabditida; Rhabditidae. The transcript has 5 exons.